This is a messenger RNA of Spinacia oleracea (spinach), 1486 nucleotides long. Its product is annotated as peptidyl-prolyl cis-trans isomerase FKBP19, chloroplastic. The transcript is spliced from 12 exons. Gene Ontology annotation, cellular component: thylakoid; chloroplast. Bases 122 to 1231 code for a protein of 369 amino acids. The record is from RefSeq and is a predicted model, not a curated record. Gene Ontology annotation, molecular function: peptidyl-prolyl cis-trans isomerase activity. Lineage: Eukaryota; Viridiplantae; Streptophyta; Magnoliopsida; Caryophyllales; Amaranthaceae.
CAUUAGACUUCCUCGAUUAUGGUGAUUGGUGACCACAUAACGAAAUGUUCAGCCGGUAAAAUAACCAGUCAUCAUCCUCACCAAAACUAGACUAGAUAGACGAUAGUGGAGGAAAUAAGAAAUGGGUACGAAACAGUUACAACUGCCACUAACAUCAUCAUCAUCAUCAUCAUCUUCUUCAUCUUUUACUGGACCGUCUUCCCUUUUAUCUCACCGCUACCAUUGUUGUAGCACCACCACCACCUCACUGCCUUUCAAUCGCACCACCACCAACAACCACAUUGCUAACACUACUCUCUCUCUUUCCCUCAACCAUGUCAACCGCCGUCUCCGCCGUCGUUCAAUUCAACUCGCCCGUUUUGGUUUGGAUGACUCAGUAGCUUGGACUCCUGCUACCGCCACCGCUUUCGAGGAAGAGGAAGACGAUGUAGAACCAGAACCUACUCCGGGGAUUCUCGAGUACAUUGGCCAAAUUAAUAGAGUUUUGGAGCUGCUGAAGAAGAACAAGGAUAUUCUUUUUGGGGAGAAAUGGCAGAGGAGAUUUAACUGUACUCCGCUUUUGGAUUUCAUCAAUUUAACUUGGGAGACAGGUAGAAGUGAAGAGAACAGUGGUGGAAAAGGAAUAGAGUUGAAUAAUCGAAGGCAUAUCCUAUUGUCAUCAGUUGGAAUUAGUGCCGGCUACCUUCUGAACGCUGCAGCUCCUGCUGUGGCUGCUUCUUCACGCUCUGGAUUUGCAGACAUGCCAGCGCUUAGGGGAAAAGAUUAUGGCAAGACCAAAAUGCGUUAUCCUGACUAUACCGAAACUGAAAGUGGCCUCCAGUUCAAGGACUUGAGAACAGGAACUGGUCCAACCCCUAAGGUUGGGGAGACUGCAGUGGUAGAUUGGGCUGGAUACACGAUAGGAUACUAUGGGCGCAUAUUUGAGGCUCGUAAUAAGACAAAGGGUGGUUCCUUUGAGGGUGAUGACCAGAACUACUUCAAAUUCAAGAUAGGAUCCCAUGAGGUCAUUCCAGCAUUUGAGGAAGCUGUCACAGGCAUGUCAUUUGGUGGAAUUAGAAGGAUUAUAGUGCCUCCGGAAUUGGGAUACCCUGAAAACGACUACAACAAAAAGGGCCCUAAGCCAACAACAUUCUCGGGGCAAAGGGCGUUGGAUUUUGUGUUGAGGAACCAAGGACUCAUAGAUAAGACACUGUUGUUUGAUAUCGAACUCCUGAAAAUCAUACCAAAUUGAAAGUUGCUGCUACAGCAGAUUUUUUGUACAUUGGUUUUUGGCAAAACAGAGGGUUUGCCACGUGCUUUCGAGACACCCAACUUAUCAAACGGCAAUGUAGUGAUUCGUCUUUACAUGUACACUACUGCGUUGCCUGAAACAUGUAAUGUGUAACACAUUGUUAUUUUUCCUUGUCUGUAACACUUUUUUUCGGCUGUAGCUAUUUGUUGAAGACGAAAUGUGUGAUUAAUGAGGUUUUCAAAUUGCGUGACAGAA